CGAAUCGAGCGAAAUUCCACUAUGCAAUAUGAAAGGGAUGAUCUCCAGGUUUCUCCUCAAAGCAUUGCGGGUUCUGUAAAGCAGCGAAGCCAAUUAGCCGCCUACUUUCUACACCUAUAUAAUAUAGGCCCACCCAGCAUCAAUCCAGAGGUUCGCAAUCAUUGAACAAUCGUUUCCCGCCUCAAGAUGCAACUCCUUCCCCUCCUCUUCCUCAUCCCAUCCGCCCUCGGCCUCGCCUUCCCUGGCGCCGAAGGCUUCGGCCGCAACGCUAUCGGCGGCCGCAAAGGCUCCGUCUAUAUCGUGACCAACCUCAACGACUCCGGCACCGGGUCCCUCCGCGAUGCAGUUUCUAAAACUGACCGCAUUAUCGUCUUCGCCGUGGGCGGCGUCAUUAAAAUCACCGACCGCAUCGUCGUCUCAAAACGCAUCACCAUCUUGGGACAAACAGCGCCAGGGGAUGGCAUCACCGUCUACGGCAAUGGUUGGUCCUUCAGCAACGCCGACGACGCCAUCGUGCGCUACAUCCGCAUCCGCAUGGGCAAGGGCGGGACCUCGGGCAAGGACGCAAUCACCAUCGCCGAAGGCAGCAACAUGAUCUUCGACCACGUGAGCGUGACCUGGGGCCGCGACGAGACCUUCUCCAUCUCAGGGAGCGAUGUCGGCAACAUCACCAUCCAAAACAGCAUCAUCGGGCAGGGCCUCGAAACGCACUCCUGCGGCGGCCUCAUACAGACCGCCUUGGGCAACGGCAUCUCCCUCUUCCGCAACCUCUACAUCGACAACAAAACCCGCAACCCCAAAGUCAAAGGCACAAACGACUUCUCCAACAACGUCGUCUACAACUGGGGCGGCGGCGGCGGGUACAUUGCCGGCGACUCCGCGGGGGAGAGCAACGCGCACAUCAUCGGGAACUACUUUGUCUCUGGCCCGAGCACCAGCGUGACGGCCUUCACGCGGGGCAACGCAGAGUUCAAGGCCUACGUCGAAAACAACUUCUACGACGCCGACAAGAACGGCAAGCUGGAUGGCGCUGCGCUCGCUGCGACGAGUGCAAACUACGGCGGCGUCGCCAUCCAGCCCGCGAAAUUCGCCUUCCCGGGCCCAUCCAAGAUCCUCAGCCCCCCGGACGCACUCAGCUACGUGACCGGCAAGGCGGGCGCGAGUCUCGUCCGCGACGCCGUGGACAAGGCGCUCAUCGCGCAAGUGCAGAGCUGGGGCAAGACCGGCGCGACGAUCAGCGACGAGGCGGCGAUGGGGGGCGUAGGCACCGUCUCUGGCGGCGCGAAGCCCGUGGACACGGACGGCGAUGGGAUUCCCGACGCGGCGGAGACGCAGUUUGGGUUUGAUGUGAACGCCAACGAUGCGAUGGGGGAUAAGGAUGGGAAUGGCUAUGUCAAUAUAGAAGACUGGGCAAAUUCGCUGGUGCCGAGCAGCUACUGAGUGCAAUGAAUCCCAAGGUAGUUCUUUCAUUUUGGGGCAGAGACACCCUUUUUCGUUGAGACUGUGUACACUUGCUCACGUCGCAUCGCCACGCAACAUCUCCAAGCAUAGUGCAUUUGGUGCAGCUGCCCUUCUAACAUCGAUUUCAAGACAAGCAGAAACCAAUGGACCACCGGGGUUCUAUUAGUCGAUCAAAAUGGAUUACUAGUUCCUACAUGGAAUGCAAAAGGGGGAAUAGAUAUCGAAGUAAGAAAACAUAAGAGAAGGGUGUCAGGUCGUGA
Molecule: messenger RNA, 1721 nt
Organism: Paraphaeosphaeria sporulosa
Lineage: Eukaryota; Fungi; Ascomycota; Dothideomycetes; Pleosporales; Didymosphaeriaceae
Product: pectate lyase-like protein
Exons: 1
Coding region: 187-1440 (417 amino acids)
Source: RefSeq, a predicted model, not a curated record